Messenger RNA from Lucilia sericata (common green bottle fly), 1569 nucleotides. RefSeq lists its product as uncharacterized. Bases 756 to 1568 code for a protein of 270 amino acids. Lineage: Eukaryota; Metazoa; Arthropoda; Insecta; Diptera; Calliphoridae. The transcript has 2 exons. The record is from RefSeq and is a predicted model, not a curated record.
GAAACGGUUUUGAGAAAUGCAAAAAAAUUGUAUAACCGGUAGAAAAAAUAUUAAAAAAAUAAUUAAUUGAAGAAAAAAUUUGAAAUAAAUACCUACUAUAUAGUAUGUAAAUAAAUCAAAUACGAAUAACGUAAUACGAGUAAAUAAUAAUUAAUGGUGAAUGAUUUGAUUUAAAACACAAACAUCCAUAAUCGUAUAAACACAUAAAGAAUAUCGGUUUCCAGGAAUACGCCAAACAAAAUCUUAAAGUGUCUUCUUCUUUUCAAUAAGUUGUAUGUGAAUUCAAGAUUGUAUUGUGAAAUAUUUUGAGAAAUCAAAAAAGGAAUGAAUAAAGUGUAUAUAUCAUGAAAUUUAACAAAUAAAACAAAAACAAACAAAGAAUACAAAAUGUUUAAAUUGAAUAUAAAUUUCAUAUAAAAAAAGAAUAAUAUAAUUUCAUUUAAAGCUAUAAAAGUGCAAACAAUUUAAAUUAACUGCUGAAAUCUUAUAAAAAGAAUGUGUUUACCCGAUGGUUGAAAAUAUUUGAGAAAACAAAAUUUUAUUAUUUUGGAAUAUUCAGAAAUUGCACUUCCUCACUUACUUUUUCAUUUGUUGUUGUGGAUUUUUAUAGCAGCAAACCAGUAGUUCGCUUAAAGCGAUACGAUUUUAGUUGAACUAACCAAAAAUAAUAUAUUCCGGCAAAAGCAAAACAAGAAAACAAAUGUUUUGAUAACAGUAAAAAGUUUUCGUUUUUGGUCAGUUUCAAUAACAAGACAAUGAAUCCCUCAUUUAAAACCCGAACAAGUGACGAGGCACUUGAUGAACAUAUACAACAACUGAAAGCCACAACGGCACAAAGAAAACAAAAUUUAAAUAAAAUAUAUGGAACCAACAAAACAUCAAGCAUCUUACCAAUACCGUCCACACCACCAGCGGUUAAACACCAACAACCCAUGGAAGAAAUGCGCAUGCGCAGCGAUUCAUCAGCCACAAGUAUUUAUGUAAUGGGCCACAAUUCCACCAUAAAAGAUCCCUAUGCCAGCAAUAACACUACAUUGGAUCGUAAACAGGAACACCGUUUGUCCUGGGUUAAUAUGCGCCGUAGAGCGGAAAGUGGUGCUGGCAGUAUAAGUGGCAAUAGCCGGGGUGGUGGUAGCAGUAUGGUACCACCUAUAACCCCCUCGCCACAAACAACACGCAGUUAUAUAUCGAACAUAACUACUACAGAGCUAAUGGGUUCGAAUGUUAUUGGUCGUGGUGGUGGUAUUAGAGAUGUGGGUGGCGGUGUUGGUGGCAGUGGCGGAGUGGGUACCAUAAGCGGUCGUACAACUGCCACUUCAGGACGUAUUAGUUCCAGUGGUAUUACUACCAUUAGUGGUAGCAAUAAUACACUUAACGAUAUUCACUCGGAUUAUCAUAGUCAAGAUGUGGGCGGCACUGGCAGUGAUUAUCAUAAUUUUUCACGCAUUGGCGUAUCGCCUAUGAAACAGCAUCUGUCGGUGAAUAGUAGUUUUAAUUUGGCCAAUGGUAGUACGGUUAAAUUGUUAACCGCCACAGACGAUGAAUCAAAUCAACAGGUGAGUUUUUAAA